AUGAAGGCUCUUCUUCUUUCCCUUGUCUUGCCUGCUAUAGCCAGCGCUUCUGCAUGUAAACCAAAGCCCCCUAAGUCGAAAACCGCUUGCAAGUUAGCUGCUGAUAACAGCGUGGAGCUGAGUUCCGGCUUCGGCUACGAUGGGGGUUGUGCUCCCAGCACCGGAACUCUCAACAGCUUCAUGAUCUUUGUCGACUUUUCUGAUGCUGAAUCCGCUCAAGGCGAAACCCCCAAAUCGCUCUACGACGCUGUGGUCCCCCAAACCACCGAAUGGUACAAGCAGGCCUCUUACGAGGCUCUGUCUUUCAACAUCACGGCUGAUUUGACUAAGUUCUACCGCAUGCCCAAAUCCGCGGCGUCGUAUGGCUGGGAGCGAGGCCUUACAUGGGUAGAACAUCAAGAAUACAUUCAGGAUGCUCUCGACGCCUAUACAGACAAAGGCACUCGCCCCCCGCCCCCGGAAUCAGAUGUCCUCUACGUUGUUCCUGUGAACAGCGCUGGGGAAAGAGGAAUCUCUCGAUCCAUCACUUUCGUUACAGGAGCCAGCACCAGACAGGAUGAUUACGUUGCCAAGAAGACGGUCACGAUCGGAAGCGACGCAUUUACAUCCCGAGGAUCGAAAAGCUGGAUUGUCUUGGCUCACGAGACGGGACACACCAUGUGCUUGGCUGACUACUACCCGUUCGAAGAUCUUGACCUGGGUUAUUAUGUUGGUGGCUGGAGUGCCAUGGGGGAUGUCUCUGGCAUUGCCCCCGAUUUCUUCGCCUGGGAUAAAUGGCGCAUGGGCUGGCUUAAGGACGAGUCUGUCGACUGCGUUGCAGAACGAGGAACUACUGAACACACUCUUUCACCACUGGAGCUGGAGACUUCUGAAAAGGACAUCAAGGCCGUUGUCAUCGCCGUCAACCAAACUUCGGCACUUGUCGCCGAGGCUCGUAUCCGCGAGGGUAUUGACCCAGGCGUCUGCGCCCCCGGUGUCUUGCUAUACACUGUCGACACCUCUGUCAAGACAGGCUAUGGCCCUCUCAGUGUUCUUGAUGUUAACCCAGGAUCAAGUGGCUGCGGUACUGAUAGUGCUUACGACAAGAAUGAUGGAACGCUGUCCCUGAUUCCCGGCGGAGUUACCGUAGUCAAGCAGACGGAGAAGAGCUAUACUAUCCAAGUUGAAGCCGAUUUUUAG
Messenger RNA from Fusarium oxysporum Fo47, 1179 nucleotides. Its product is annotated as M6 family metalloprotease domain-containing protein. Gene Ontology annotation, molecular function: peptidase activity. NCBI's taxonomy places the organism in Eukaryota, Fungi, Ascomycota, Sordariomycetes, Hypocreales, Nectriaceae. Gene Ontology annotation, biological process: proteolysis. The coding region runs from base 1 to 1179 and encodes 392 amino acids. The transcript is spliced from 2 exons. The record is from RefSeq and is a predicted model, not a curated record.